Podospora anserina S mat+ is the source of this 2736-nucleotide messenger RNA. RefSeq lists its product as uncharacterized. The transcript has a single exon. NCBI's taxonomy places the organism in Eukaryota, Fungi, Ascomycota, Sordariomycetes, Sordariales, Podosporaceae. The coding region runs from base 1 to 2736 and encodes 911 amino acids. The record is from RefSeq and is a predicted model, not a curated record.
AUGUAUUACCUAAAGGAAACCCAUCAGCGAGAGUCGGUUGUGCUAAUCCCAUCCAGAUCCCAAGAGACGUCCCAAGAAGAUUGUGCCCGACACAGAUUCAUCGUCUGGGCUGCCGUGAAACGCAACGAGUCUCUCAGGAAGCAUCCGGAAAAGAAGACGGAAUGCCCCCUUCUCAAAUGCAACCACAAGCUCACCGAUCACGAAUCAAUGCUCAAGCAUCUGGCAGGGUGCAGAUAUCUUGCCUCGGGGGAAUACUGGUGCUAUAACCACAUGAGGGUGGAGCACUUUGACGAUAUCAGAUGCAAGAAGUGUCUCGGCCAUCCAUCCCGGGCGAAGAAGGUCCUCACCAUAGCCAAGAAGCUUUUCCACGGCCUGGGCCACAAAUCAAAAAAGGGUCAACAGGGCUCUACCAUCGACGAGGAGCGGACACACCAACCACCACCGAGUUACGAAUCCAUUUCUCGACCGGCGCCAGGUCCACCACUGCCUGGAAAUGCCGCCGAACUACCCCUUACCGAGAUUCUAGAAGCCGACUCCAACGAGAUCGAAGUCCCCAUGGCGCCACAACAGCAACCGCCGCCGCAGCAGCAGCAGCAGUAUCCGACGAUUGAUCCACAAGACCUGCUAGUCCCCCAACCCAUCAUACCGCCAAGCCUCCCAGAGCUCGAUGCCAGCACCAUGGAGUGGGACCACACGCUUGACAUGGCGAUGCCCCAGAUACCAUUACAAAUGCCGAUAACAUUACAGGACGACAGCAUGCAGCAGUUUGGUUACGUCAGGCCGCCACUCCAGCUAGCGACAAAUAAUCCAUACGCCCGUCACCAGGCGCCUCCUCGACCGGUGUCCCGACCAACAUCGACUGCUCCACGCAGUAAAGGUCUGUCGCCCAGCUCCUCGGUAAGGUCGACAGCAAGCACCGACACGACGACCAGCAACGUUAGCAACGAUAGUAACGUCAGCUACGAUAGCACCUUCAGCAACCUUACCACGGACAGUCAUGGGACCACCAACUCUUACGAUACUGUUUACAGCAAUGCCAACUCAUUGGUCUCUCCCAUCUCGAACUAUAGCGGUGGGGCCUGGUCGACACCGGACGGCAUGAACACAAACAUGACGUCCCCCAUCGACGGUGCCAUGCUCGAAAAUCCCUUUGGCGACGCCGGUUACGACUACAAUGGAUGCCCGGAUUUCCUGCACAACUUUUACUCCGAGUUGCCAGCGGACUUUCCGGUUUCCUCGAUGGUGGAUGGUAUUGUUCCAGACCCUAUCCUGGCGAUGAAUGAACUCCCAAUGACACUCGAUCUCGAUCUCGAUCACGCCCCAGGGCCCUCGAUGGCAAGCAAUGUGGCCGAGCUGCCCGACAACGACAGCAGGGAGAUGGUGGAAGUCUCGCAACCUGAUCCAUGCUGCUCAGAAACGAGGUCGAUGGUCGACUCAGCCUGGGAAGUACUGCAGGAGCAGGUCGUGCAAUCGAUGGUCAAAAUCCAGGACAUCCGGGGAAAUCGACUUGCGCGGCAGCUCAAGUCCAUGUCGAUUCAGACGAUAGCGGAGAGGGGGCUGCGGACUUUGCGCUUGUACCUUGAUGGGUUUCAGCCAUCGACUGCGGACGACGCGCUGUGCCUGGCGCAUCUCGUGUUUGCGUUUGCCUUGGUUGUGUAUCAGGAGGGAACGCACAAACGUGUGAGGGGACUAUAUCUCCAGUCUCUUCCGCUCAUGGGCAUGAUGCCAGAGCAAGACCGUCCGGAUUACCAGCAACUGGCCGACUUCAUCUGGAAGCCCGAGGGUCUAGCAUCGUCUGGUGUCCAGAGAAGCCUGGAUACGGUCGGCAGCAUGUUUCCAGAUUCCAAGGGGAAAUCGCCAGUAGGCCACCAUGGGAUGAGAUCGCAGCCGCCAGAUAUGUUUCGUGCGGCUGCUUGGGAUUUCCUUGAUGGUGAGCUUUCCAACUGUCUCUUGUCACAAAACCAACCGCUAACGUCGCUAGAACUCGAAAUGAAAAUGCUCUUCGGGUCCGACUCCCACCUCCACGAUCUGCAAGACCCGGCGGCUCUCCUCGUCAAACACACCCAAGACUCGCACCAAAACGGAGCGGUGAACCCGGCCCUCCUACAAACAGUGAAACCCAUCCUAGAAAAACUCACCCGGACCUAUGACAGCCCCGACCUGCGAGAGAAGCUCAGACAAACAUUCCGAAACUUGACCUCUGGGCAAACUUCCAGCAUCCGUAAACUCGAAAUCGAACUCCUCCACGCCGGCCAAACCACCCUCCCCUCCUCUCGGUACUACGACUUCUUCGUCCCCCAAACCCGCCAGCUCAUCGACGAAGUCUACCUCGUCCACGACCCCGCCCUGGGAACCCGCCGGCGAAGCGACUACCACAGCCUGGGCAUCACUUACAUUGAGAACCUCCUCCCCGACCUCGACAACUUUUCUUCUUCUUCUUCUUCUCCUUCUCCAGAGCAGCAGCAACAAUCAAUGGAUGAUUACCUCAACCUUGCCACCUCCUCCUCCCCACAACCACAACCAACCCCCCAACAGCAACCGGUACCAGACGACCGAAUCGUCGAAGCCGACUCCAAAUGCGACGAGUGCGGCUACCGGCCAAAGGGACACCCAAGGUGGUUCAAAGGCAGCAUGGCCAAGCACAAGAGGCUGAAGCACAGCCGCGAGCCGCCCAAGAUUUACAGCUGCAAGUACCCCGGCUGCACGAGCCAGUACAAGACCGGGCGGGACACCUGA